CACUAAUCUUUAUCUUCAACUUUUCAAAUAAUCCAGCUUUAUUUUUUUUAUUACAGUAUAAAUUUCAGCAACAUUUUCGUAAAAUUAAAUUCCAAUCUCCUCACAAACCCAUAGCAGAAAAUAUAAUGAAUCUUCUACCACCAAAAGCUUUAUCAAAUAAUCCAUGCCUCCUCCUCUCUUUCCCUCUGACCAUCAUAGGACAGAGCCCUACAUGCAAGACCAAAUCAUACAUUAAACCCACAAAAUUGGACGUGACAGCAAAAAAAUGUGCAACAAUAAUGAACUCAGUCAGUCCUGCCCAUGACCAAAUCACCAUUCCAGAGAAAGCGCCCAUUAAAAAGCAGAGGAAGGCCGUCCUUCCCAAUUCUUGCCCUCUAACCCCGGUGGACUUCCUGGAAAGGGCAGCCACAGUGUACGGAGACUGCCCUUCGGUCGUGUACGACGACACGACUUAUACGUGGUCGGAGACGUACCGGCGGUGCUUGAGCGUGGCUUCGUCCCUCUCGUCGCUCGGGAUCAAGAGGGGCGAUGUCGUCUCCGUCUUGGCCCCGAAUGUGCCCGCCAUGUACGAGCUCCAUUUCGCGGCUCCCAUGGCGGGUGCGGUUCUGAACACGAUUAAUCUCCGGCUGGACGCCCGGACGGUUUCCGUUUUGCUCCUUCACAGCGAGUCGAAACUGGUGUUCGUGGACUACCAGUCGACUUCCUUGGUCCUUGAAGCCAUGUCUUUGUUCCCAUCCGCGGCUUUGUUCAAGCGUCCGAUUUUGGUUUACAUUAACGAGGAAGAGGAUGACAAUUACGGGGAGAGGUUCGGCAUUGACGGUAACGGUUUGUUUCAUGACUGUUACCGAGACAUGGUGCGAAGGGGUAGUGGUGGGUUCAGGUACGUGGGGCCGGAGAGCGAGUGGGACCCGAUAACGUUGAAUUACACUUCCGGCACCACUUCUUCUCCCAAAGGGGUACUCCACUCUCACCGCGGGGCGUUCACCGUCACCGUCUCCAGUUUGCUCCAUUGGUCCGUGCUGCCGCAGCCGGUCUACUUGUGGACGCUCCCCAUGUUUCAUGCCAACGGGUGGAGUUUUGCUUGGGCAAUGGCGGCUGUAGGAGGGACCAACAUUUGCCUCCGCCAACGAGUUGACGCGAGUCUGAUCUACCACGCGAUUGAAAAGCACGGGGUGACUCACUUCUGCGGCGUGCCGGCGGUGCUCAACAUGCUAGCCAAUCACGGGAACGCAAACCCGCUUCGCUCUCCGGUUCACGUCCUCACGGCCGGAGCUCCACCGCCCUCCCCCGUGCUAGGACGGGUUGAGUCCUUGGGGUUUCGGGUGACCCAUGGGUACGGUCUGACAGAGACAGGGGGGAUAGUGGUGACGUGCGCAUGGAAGCCCAAAUGGGAGAAACUUCCGCCUUCUGACAGGGCGGCGCUCAAGGCGAGGCAAGGAGUGAGGAGCAUCGGGUUUGGCGGGGUCGACGUGGUGUACGCGCACAACGGGGAGAGCGUGGAGCGAGACGGGAGCACGGUGGGGGAGAUUGUUUUAAGAGGCGGUAGCGUAAUGCUCGGCUACUUCAAAGACCCCGAAGGAACGUCGAAAUGCAUGAGAGACGACGGGUGGUUCUACACCGGCGAUGUCGGGGUGAUGCAUGAGGAUGGGUACAUAGAAGUCAAAGACAGAUCGAAGGACAUCAUCAUUUGCGGCGGAGAGAAUAUAAGCAGCGUGGAGGUGGAGUCCGUUCUCUACAUGCAUCCGGCGGUCGAUGAAGUGGCGGUGGUGGCGCGACCGGACAAGUUUUGGGGGGAAACGCCGUGGGCAUUCGUGAGUUUAAAGAGAGGGGCAGAGAAACCGACGGAGAGAGAGGUGAGGGAAUUCUGCAAGGAGCGGCUGCCGCUUUACACGGUGCCAAGAAGGGUGGUCUUCAGGGAGGCCCUCCCCAGGACGUCCACCGGCAAGAUUCAGAAGUUUUUACUUAGGGAUAUUGCAAGGAAAUUAAUGUAGGAAUAAAUAUAAUUUGACAUA
Cuscuta campestris is the source of this 2012-nucleotide messenger RNA. Lineage: Eukaryota; Viridiplantae; Streptophyta; Magnoliopsida; Solanales; Convolvulaceae. The record is from the annotation of a GenBank genome assembly.